AUUUAGAGAUCAAAACGUGUAAGAAAAUAAUUCUUACCAAAUUAUAUUAUAAUUUAUUUAAAUAAACUAACCCAUCCACACAAGAAAUAGAUAUUAUAUUAACAUAAUCAUGAAUCCAAUAAUUAGAAAGAUUAACGUAACACUAAUAUUCAACGGCUUUCAUUUUCUUCAAUUAUCCAACCUUGUUAUAUAUACAAUCUUAAGUCAUAACAUCCUUAUAUUUCCUCAUACUCGCAUAAUAAUAAUUAAAAAGAAAAAUGUCGACCUCGUUGGAGACAGGGAAGGGAUCAGUGGCUGCAGCUCAAGUUGAAGUUGCAGCCCCUCAACUCGUCAGAACCGACAGUAAGUGCGGUCGGAUCGACGGAUUUUUGAGGGUGUUGUUGCUCGCAACGUGCAUAGUAUCAGUGGUUGUUAUGGUGACUAGCAAACAGACCAAAAUUAUUUUGACCCCUCUUGGUCCAAAUCCUGCUUCUGCCAAGUUCCAGCAUUCUCCUGCCUUUAUAUACUUUGUGACAGCACUUUCAGUAGCAGGUCUAUACAGCAUUAUCACGGGACUUGCGUCCUUAUCCUUACCAAGAAAAGUCAAGUUGGUGUUCAUUUUGAUAGUUCUUGAUGCGGUAAUGGUGGGGAUAAUAGCAGCAGCAACAGGUUCAGCAGGUGGAGUUGGAUACAUUGGUCUAAAAGGAAACAAGCAUGUACGUUGGACUAAAAUUUGCAACGUUUAUGACAAAUUUUGCAAACAUAUUGGAAGUUCCAUUUUUGUGUCGCUUCUUUCCGCCAUUUUGCUCAUACUUCUCGUCGUUCUGAACGCUUUUUCUCUUUAUCGACGCAUUCCCAACUGAUUCUGACGCUUACGCUUUUAUUUCUUGUUUCUGCUGUGAGCUGUGUAAAUUGUAAUUGUGUUGUAUGCUUCUUUUUUUAUCAUAUUAUAUUAUUCUUGUGUUUUUUUCCUUGUAAAUGUUUAUGUAGCCCUUGCAAUUUGUGAUAAUUGAAUAUAAUAUUUCUAUGUGUUUUGGAUCGACCA
Molecule: messenger RNA, 1024 nt
Organism: Amaranthus tricolor (Joseph's coat)
Lineage: Eukaryota; Viridiplantae; Streptophyta; Magnoliopsida; Caryophyllales; Amaranthaceae
Product: CASP-like protein Ni6
Exons: 3
Coding region: 258-842 (194 amino acids)
Source: RefSeq, a predicted model, not a curated record